Dermacentor andersoni is the source of this 3817-nucleotide messenger RNA. RefSeq names its product Upf1 RNA helicase (gene Upf1). Gene Ontology annotation, cellular component: cytoplasm. Gene Ontology annotation, molecular function: zinc ion binding; RNA binding; hydrolase activity. Gene Ontology annotation, biological process: nuclear-transcribed mRNA catabolic process, nonsense-mediated decay. Lineage: Eukaryota; Metazoa; Arthropoda; Arachnida; Ixodida; Ixodidae. The record is from RefSeq and is a predicted model, not a curated record.
GAGCGCGUUUGUGCGUAUGCAGCACAGAAGAUGGCGUAAAACUGCUUGUGGUGCGCUGUUCGGUAGGAUUGUCUUGUUUCAAACUCGUUGUGGUCGUCAGUGCGUCAAGAUAAUCAUCUCGGAUGCGCAUCAACCUACCUUCUCCUUCAGUAACACGCCGGAACGCUUCUUGAAACAUCAUGAGCAUGAGUGUCGACGCGUACGGACCCAGCUCGCAGACGCUUACAUUCCUCGACACGGAGGAAGCCAGCGACUUGCUGGGAGCCGACACGCAGGGAUCAGAGUUCGAUUUCACCGACUUUACGUUGCCGUCUCAAACUCAAGCGUCUCAGGCAGAUGGCGGACAGACACAGGGAAGCCGUGGAGGCCAGCUUCCUGGGGAGGUGCGCAGCAACGGCCUGGAGGUGGCCGCAGCUGGACAGGCCCUGGGCGAGCUCACCUUUGAGGAGGAUGAAGAAGACCAGUACUACGCCAAGGAUCUACCCGAGCAUGCCUGCAAGUACUGCGGCAUUCAUGAUCCUGGAUGCGUUGUUCAGUGCAACGUGUGCAAGCGCUGGUUCUGCAAUGGUCGAGGCAACACGUCAGGCAGCCACAUGGUGAACCACCUGGUGCGUGCCAAGCACAAGGAGGUGACCCUCCACCGAGAUGGCCCACUUGGCGAGACAGUGCUUGAGUGCUAUUCGUGUGCCUGCCGCAACGUUUUCGUCCUCGGCUUCAUUCCGGCCAAGGCCGACUCGGUGGUGGUGCUGCUUUGCCGACACCCAUGUGCCGCCCAGUCCUCCCUCAAGGACAUGAACUGGGACCCGGACCAGUGGAAGCCACUCAUCCACGAUCGCUGCUUCUUGCCAUGGCUAGUGCGUGCACCUCUUGAGAGAGACCAGCUGCGAGCCCGCCAGGUGACUGCACAGCAGAUCUCGAGGCUUGAAGAGCUGUGGAAGGACAAUGUGGAUGCCAGCUUUCAGGAUCUGGAGAAACCUGGUGUGGACGAGGAACCCCAGCAGGUGCUGCUGAGGUAUGAGGAUGGCUACCAGUACCAGAACAUCUUUGGCCCUUUGGUCAAAAUGGAAGCAGACUAUGACAAGAAGCUCAAGGAGUCGCAGACACAGGACAACAUAGAGGUACGCUGGGACAUUGGGCUCAACAAAAAGAUGAUUGCCUAUUUCACAGUCGCCAAGUCUGAUACAGAUAUGCGACUGAUGCAUGGUGAUGAGCUACGACUGCGCUACCUUGGAGAACUGCACAAGCCAUGGUCUGGUGUGGGCCAUGUCAUCAAGAUCCCUGACAACUACAGUGAGGAAGUAGGCAUUGAAAUGAAGACAAACUUGGGCGUCCCAUCUGAGUGCACCUCCAACUUUGUGGUUGACUUUGUGUGGAAGUCCACCUCCUUUGACAGGAUGCAGGCCGCACUCCGCAAGUUUGCUGUCGACGAGUGCUCGGUAUCGGCAUACAUCUACCAUCGGCUGCUAGGCCAUGAGGUGGAAGAAGUGGUGAUGCGCUGCCCAUUGCCCAAGCACUUUUCAGCGCCCCAGCUGCCUGAGCUGAACCGCUCACAGGUGUAUGCAGUGAAGCACGCACUGCAGCGGCCACUGUCGCUCAUCCAGGGACCACCUGGCACGGGCAAGACGGUGACAUCAGCAACAGUUGUGUAUCACCUGGCAAAACAGAGCACAGGGCCUGUCCUAGUGUGUGCACCCAGCAACAUUGCCGUGGACCAGCUGACGGAGAAAGUACACCAAACGGGUCUGCGGGUGGUACGGUUGUGUGCCAAGAGUAGAGAGGCCCUGAACUCGCCCGUAUCCUUCUUGGCGCUGCACAACCAGAUCCGCAGCAUGGACGGCCACUCUGAGCUGCACAAGCUGCAGCAGCUGAAGGACGAGACGGGCGAGCUGUCGUCAGCUGACGAGAAGCGCUACCGCAUGCUCAAAAAAGCCUGCGAGCGUGAGCUCUUAGAGGCUGCCGAUGUCAUCUGCUGCACGUGUGUUGGGGCAGGAGACCCUCGGCUAGCGCGCUUCAAGUUCCACUCUAUCCUCAUCGACGAGAGCAUGCAGGCCACUGAGCCAGAGUGCAUGGUGCCCGUUGUACUUGGGGCCAAACAGCUGAUCCUGGUCGGUGACCACUGCCAGCUGGGCCCCGUGGUGAUGUGCAAGAAGGCAGCACGGGCGGGGCUGUCGCAGUCGCUCUUUGAGCGGCUUGUGGUGCUUGGCAUUCGGCCCUUGCGUCUGGAGGUGCAGUACCGCAUGCACCCUCAGCUGGCCCAAUUUCCAUCGAACUUCUUCUACGAGGGCUCCCUGCAGAACGGCGUGUUUGCUGACGAGCGCCGCAUGCGUGGUCUGGAUUUCCCGUGGCCACAGCCAGAGCGGCCAAUGCUCUUCUAUGCCUGUCAGGGCCAGGAGGAGAUGGCGGGCAGUGGCACCUCGUACCUGAACCGCACCGAGGCUGCACUGGUGGAGAAGAUCUGCACACGCUUCCUGCGCAGCGGUGUCAAGCCCCAGCAGGUCGGCGUCAUCACGCCUUACGAAGGUCAACGUGCCUACCUGGUGCAGCACAUGCAGUUUCAGGGGGCUCUGCAUGCCAAGCUGUACCAGGAAAUUGAGGUGGCCAGCGUGGACGCCUUUCAGGGCCGAGAGAAGGACCUGAUCGUGAUGUCCUGUGUGCGGUCCAAUGAGCACCAGGGCAUUGGAUUUCUCAACGACCCCCGUCGUCUGAAUGUGGCACUGACACGUGCUCGCUAUGGGCUUAUUAUUGUGGGAAAUCCCAAGGUGCUGUCAAAGCAGCCUCUGUGGAACCACUUGCUGAGCUUUUACAAGGAGAAUAGAGUGCUGGUCGAGGGUCCCCUAAAUAACCUCAAGGAAAGUCUAAUCCAGUUCAGUAAGCCACGCAAGCUGGUCAACACGGUGAACCCAGGUGGUCACUUCAUGAGCACCACUGUGUUUGAUGCUCGAGAGGCCAUGGUGCCUGGUAGUGUGUAUGACCGCUCAUCUCAGCUGAAUGGUGGGCCAGACUGGCGGAACACUGGCCGUGGAGCCUGGGCACCCCUCAAGGAGAACUUCCCUGAGACAGCUUUUGGCCGGCACCACGACCCACUGGCAUAUAUCGGCCCUGCAGAGCGGGCGGCAGCCAAUCCUGGCCUUCCUGUGCCUGUGGGGCUGUUCAUGAACAUGGCACAUGUUCCACCGCGCUUCUACAAUCAGCACCAGCAAGCACUGCAGGCACGGCGAGGGGCUGCUGGCCCAGCAAAGGGCCCCCCACCCCGCCGCACAGCCCGCCAGCAGCAACAGCCUCCACCAGGACGGCGUGCCCCACCAGGCUCGCAGUUCAACAGUCAAGCUAGCCAGGGAGUACUGUCCCAGCCGGGUGGCAGUGGGCCACUGUCGCAGCCUGGAGUGGGCGCCCUGUCGCAGCUGUCACAAGAAAGCUGCUUCCUGGGGGAGGAGCUUCGCUCGCAGGCCGAGGGCAUGCUCUCCCAGGACUCGUCUUACCAGGGGGACAGGCACUGUUUUGGACAGCCACCCUCUUCCUCCACAGCCCACUUCGCAGCACAGCAGCCCUACUGAGGAGCCAGGCAGCGGCAGCAGCAGCAUCAGGCAGGCGGACUGAGGCAACAAGGCCAUGGGGGCCCCCUGGACAGGGAGACAGUGGGGCAGGGGCCAGCCCCGGGCAUCGCGCGCCGGCGCACCACCCAAAGUCCGGGACCUGAAGAAGGAGGCCGGGCCACGCCCCCCCUCUUCCUCCUCUCCAUCACCGCCGGAGGCAGCACCACAACUGCGCAGGCUGCGAAUAAACAAGGCACUGUGUGUGCGCGGCGCGGGCAGACAUU